ACACUGUGUACAACUGCUUUUCAAAAUGGCGGUAGGCACGUUUGCGCAGUUUGCGUGAUGGCUGCCGACGACUUAGUUGGGUCGCUUGAGGAGCAAGCUUUGAAGCGGAAGGAACGUCUUCGCGCAUUGCGUGAGAAAAAAACAAGUGCCAACGACGCUGAAGACAAACCAGCGGCGUCUCUGCCAAAGCCCGUGUUUCGAUCGUACAGACCCGAAGACGAGGCGCUGAAGGAGUCGGUGAUUCCGGACAUCUCUCCCGCUGCCAUCGAACAAGAGAUCAAGGAGAAAAUUACCGUCGGCGAUCCAGAGCAACUCGCCAAGGAGGUCGACCUCGCGUCGCUCGCACCGAGGAAGCCCGACUGGGACUUGAAGCGCGACGUGUCCAUAAAGCUGGAGAAACUGGAGAGGCGCACGAGGAGGGCCAUUGCCGAGUUGAUCCGCGAACGCCUUAGCAGCGGCGGCGACCUAGCCUCGGCUGUGAACACGGCCAGCGGGCCGCAGAACAUCGAUUCCGACUGAAUUCAUGGCAGGAGCGCGGUGGAGCCUGCGGCCGGCCGACGGAAAGGCCUAGCGUAGGAAGGGCGCACAGAGAGAUGACAUGGACACGGAGUGUUCGGGCGAGACUGGAGAGUG
Messenger RNA from Rhipicephalus sanguineus (brown dog tick), 633 nucleotides. RefSeq names its product coiled-coil domain-containing protein 12. The coding region runs from base 58 to 519 and encodes 153 amino acids. The record is from RefSeq and is a predicted model, not a curated record. Gene Ontology annotation, cellular component: U2-type spliceosomal complex; post-mRNA release spliceosomal complex. NCBI's taxonomy places the organism in Eukaryota, Metazoa, Arthropoda, Arachnida, Ixodida, Ixodidae. The transcript has 2 exons.